Diaporthe amygdali is the source of this 1197-nucleotide messenger RNA. RefSeq names its product spartate aminotransferase. The record is from RefSeq and is a predicted model, not a curated record. The transcript has 3 exons. Gene Ontology annotation, molecular function: pyridoxal phosphate binding; catalytic activity. Lineage: Eukaryota; Fungi; Ascomycota; Sordariomycetes; Diaporthales; Diaporthaceae. Gene Ontology annotation, biological process: biosynthetic process. Bases 1 to 1197 code for a protein of 398 amino acids.
AUGGUAAAGAUCGAACCCUUCGCAGUGGAGCAAUGGAUGGACGAGUACGAGACCACGCCCGGUGUUUUGAACAUCGCCGAGACGUGUGCUGCGUCCGUCUCCAUUGACGACCUAGGGACUCUUUCCACUGGAAAUCAUUCCGCGAGCCCGGUGAACCUCUCCACGAAACUCACGUACGGCGCAAUCAGGGGCUCAGAGAAACUGCGGGGGCGGGUCGCUGCUCUGUAUGAGACCGACAGUGCUCCACCUCUUUCCGCCGACAACUUGUUGAUCACUCAGGGAGCCAUCGUAGCCAACUUCCUCCUCCUGUACACCUUGAUUGGCCCAGGCGACCAUGCUGUCUGUGUGUAUCCGACAUAUCAACAGCUCUACGGAGUCCCUCAGAGCCUGGGGGCUGAAGUAUCUCUGUGGAAGCUGAGGCAGGACAAUGGCUACGUCCCGGAUGUCACGGAGCUCGAGUCUCUGGUGAAGAGCAAUACAAAGAUGAUCAUCUUGAAUAAUCCAAACAACCCCACCGGGGCAACUAUCCCAAAGGCCGUGCUCAAAUCGAUCGUCGACUUCGCCAGAGCACGCGACAUCAUUAUCCUGUGCGAUGAGGUCUACAGCCCGUUGUACCACAGCCCGCCAUCAGAUGCAGACAUCCCACCAUCCAUCCUGUCGUUCGGGUACGAUAAGACCAUCUCAACGGGGUCUAUGUCCAAGGCUUGGGCCCUGGCGGGAAUCCGGCUAGGCUGGGUGGCCUCACGGGACAAGGGCAUCAUUGAAGCUGUAGCAGAGGCGCGCGACUACACCACCAUCAGCGUCUCGCAGCUAGACGAUCAGGUCGCCACCUACGCCCUGUCCGACGAGGUGCGGCCCGCACUGAUAAAGAGAAACUUGGAGCUGGCGAGGACGAACCUCGCUCUGCUUCGGGAGUUCGUCGACGGGUAUAAGGGAGUCUGUAGCUGGGUUAAGCCGACAGCAGGCACGACCGCGUUUAUCCAGUUCACGAAUGGCGGCAAACCAGUGGAUGAUGUGGCAUUUUGCCUCGACGUGCUGGACAAGACGAAGGUCAUGUUUCUCCCGGGCUCCAAGUGCUUUGGCCACGACCGGGACUUUAAGGGAUAUGUUCGGGUUGGUUACGUUUCGGAGACUGCUGUGCUAGUCGAAGGGUUGAAGAAGCUGGGAGAAUACGUGAACAACAAUCUCUCGGCGUAG